GGGCGAGGGGUGGUUGCGGCGGAGGACGCAACCGAGCGGUGAGGCGCGUGGGCCUUCGGGGGUCGAGGUCGUGGUAGUGGGGCGCGGGGAGGCCAAGACCCGGCCGAGGGGGGCGGGCGGGCCAGGGAGCAGCCCAGCCCGGGGCGUGCGCGACCUGGGCUCGCUUCCCAGCCCGACUGUGGCCGCCUGCUCUGGCGCCCCUUCUGGACUCUCGGGCCUGGCGCUCGCGGCCAAAACUGACUUCAAAGUGUGGGGAGGGUUCCUCUUCCCGGGACGCAGCCUUCCCGGGCAUUGGCAGACGGUGCCCCGGUUAGACAGAGCCGCUGACCACCCCGCCCACCCCCGAGGCUGGACGCACGGAUGCACACCUGGUCCUGGGAGAGACAGGCGCCCCUUCCUUUCCGCACCCCGCCGCCCCCCUCUCCCCCCCGCCGGCUUCAGAUGCAGCCACCACUAAUCCUGGGAGGGACAGACACACGGACAGGGCCUGCGGCCUCACCAUGGACCCAGAAUGCGCCCAGCUGCUCCCGGCUCUCUGUGCUGUUCUGGUAGAUCCCAGGCAGCCGGUGGCAGAUGACACCUGUUUGGAGAAGCUCCUGGACUGGUUUAAAACGGUCACUGAAGGAGAGUCCAGUGUCGUGCUGCUGCAGGAGCACCCCUGCCUGGUGGAGCUGCUGUCCCAUGUGCUGAAAGUCCAGGACCUGAGUUCUGGGGUCCUCUCCUUCUCACUGCGCCUGGCAGGAACCUUCGCAGCCCAGGAAAACUGCUUCCAGUAUCUUCAGCAGGGGGAGUUACUACCAGGGCUCUUUGGGGAGCCAGGACCCCUCGGCCGAGCAACCUGGGCCGUCCCCACCGUGCGCAGCGGCUGGAUCCAGGGCCUGCGCUCCCUGGCACAGCACCCCAGCGCCCUGCGCUUCCUGGCCGACCAUGGUGCGGUCGACACCAUCUUCUCCCUGCAGGGAGACUCCAGCCUGUUUGUGGCCUCGGCGGCCAGUCAGCUCCUGGUGCACGUCCUGGCUUUGUCCAUGCGAGGUGGAGCCGAGGGGCAGCCCUGCCUGCCGGGGGGUGACUGGCCCGCGUGUGCCCAGAAGAUCAUGGAUCACGUUGAAGAGUCCUUGUGCUCCGCGGCCACCCCCAAGGUCACUCAGGCCCUGAACGUCCUGACCACGACCUUCGGGCGCUGCCAGAGCCCCUGGACGGAAGCCCUGUGGGUGCGGCUGAGUCCCCGCGUGGCCUGUCUGCUGGAGAGAGACCCCAUCCCCGCCGCACACUCGUUCGUGGACCUGCUUCUCUGUGUGGCUCGUUCUCCCGUGUUCAGUUCUUCCGACGGCAGCCUGUGGGAGACAGUGGCGCGGGCUCUGAGCUGCCUGGGUCCCACCCACAUGGGACCCCUGGCUUUGGGGAUCCUGAAGCUCGAGCACUGUCCACAGGCACUGAGGACCCAGGCCUUCCAGGUCCUUCUCCAGCCCCUGGCCUGUGUCCUGAAGGCCACGGUUCAGGCCCCCGGACCCCCAGGCUUGCUGGACGGGACGGCAGACGAUGCCACGACGGUGGACACACUCCUGGCCUCCAAGUCGUCCUGCGCCGGCCUCCUGUGCCGCACCCUGGCUCACCUGGAGGAGCUGCAGCCGCUGCCCCAGCGCCCUUCACCGUGGCCCCAGGCGUCUCUACUGGGGGCUACAGUGACUGUCCUGCGGCUCUGUGACGGCUCGGCUGCCCCUGCCUCCAGUGUGGGGGGCCACCUCUGUGGGACCCUGGCGGGCUGCGUCCGGGUCCAGCGAGCAGCCCUCGACUUCCUGGGGACGCUGUCACAGGGGACAGGCCCCCAGGAGCUGGUGACGCAGGCGCUUGCUGUCCUCCUGGAGUGCCUCGAGAGCCCCGGCUCCAGCCCCACGGCCUCUGCGGAUGGGGCCUUCACACAGGGCCACAGAGCUGCUGCUCAGAGAGCUUCACGAUGCAGCCCACCCUAUCUGCUCCAGGUUCUGAAGAAGGCCUUCCAGGCCACGCUCAGGUGGCUCCUGAGCUCACCCAAGACCCCCGGCUGCUCUGAUCUCGGCCCCCUCAUCCCGCAGUUCCUCAGAGAGCUGUUCCCUGUGCUGCAGAAACGCCUGUGCCACCCCUGCUGGGAGGUGAGGGACUCCGCCCUCGAGUUCCUGACCCAGCUGAGCAGGCACUGGGGAGGACAGGCUGACUUCAGAUGCGCACUCUUGGCUUCAGAGGUGCCUCAGCUGGCCCUGCAGCUCCUCCAGGACCCUGAGAGUUAUGUCCGAGCGAGUGCAGUGACCGCCAUGGGGCAGCUGUCCAGCCAGGGCCUGCACGCCCCCACCAGCCCUGAGCAUGCAGAGGCCCGGCAGAUGGGUAAACUGAGGAUUGGAGGGCCGUGUGCUCACUGCGCAGCAUGGGAAGGUGUCAGAGCGGGCUGUGGCCCUAGACUGCAUGUCCGGGGCCAGCCCCCAUCAUGUACCGGAGUCCUGUUGCGGGAGCCUCGCUCCUGCCACCCCACCAACCAUCCGCACUUGCUCCCUGUCCCCCAGAGCCUGUUCCUGGAGCUCCUGCACAUCCUCUCCGUAGACUCGGAGGGCUUCCCACGGCGGGCGGUCAUGCAAGUCUUCACUGAGUGGCUGCGGGACGGCCACGCCGACGCGGCCCAGGACACGGAGCAGUUCGUGGCCACUGUGCUGCAGGCGGCGAGCCGAGACCUGGACUGGGAGGUCCGCGCCCAGGGCCUGGAGCUGGCCCUCGUGUUCCUGGGCCAGACUUUGGGGCCGCCGCGUACCCACUGCCCCUAUGCCGUGGCCCUACCCGAGGUGGCCCCAGCCCAGCCACUCACCGAGGCACUGAGGGCUCUCUGCCACGUGGGGCUCUUUGACUUCGCCUUUUGUGCCUUGUUUGACUGCGACCGCCCUGUGGCGCAGAAGUCUUGUGACCUCCUUCUCUUCCUGAGGGACAAGAUUGCUUCCUACAGCAGCCUGCGGGAGGCCAGGGGCAGCCCCAACACUGCCUCCGCAGAGGCCACCCUGCCGAGGUGGCGGGCGGGUGAGCAGGCCCAGCCCCCAGGGGACCAGGAGCCUGAGGCUGUGCUGGCCAUGCUCAGGUCCCUAGACCUGGAGGGCCUGCGGAGCACGCUGGCCGAGAGCAGCGACCACGUGGAAAAGAGUCCCCAGUCCCUCCUGCAGGACAUGCUGGCCACGGGAGGCUUCCUGCAGGGGGACGAGGCCGACUGCUACUGAGCAGAACCAGAGUCUGCCACUGGGGCUCAGGACCAAGGGAGGCAGCACCAUGUCCUUCUGUGGGACACUGCCAGCCCCAGGGCUCCAGCCCAGCCCGGUGGAUCCUCUGGGGAAGCCAGGACCAGGAGAGAAGCAAGGUCAAGAAAUCCCACAGUUUGAUGUAUUAAAGAAAUGACUUAUUUCUACUCAAAAUAAAUGGCAUUGAAGUCUUUCUUUAACCCUUUUUGAGUUAAUUUAAUAAUAAUGAUCUGAGACAAGG
This is a messenger RNA of Homo sapiens (human), 3489 nucleotides long. RefSeq names its product BRCA1 associated ATM activator 1 (gene BRAT1). The record is from RefSeq and is a predicted model, not a curated record. Gene Ontology annotation, biological process: cell population proliferation; DNA damage response. Gene Ontology annotation, cellular component: cytoplasm; nucleus. Lineage: Eukaryota; Metazoa; Chordata; Mammalia; Primates; Hominidae. The transcript is spliced from 15 exons. The coding region runs from base 501 to 3230 and encodes 909 amino acids.